Messenger RNA from Punctularia strigosozonata HHB-11173 SS5, 591 nucleotides. Its product is annotated as NAD(P)-binding protein. The record is from RefSeq and is a predicted model, not a curated record. NCBI's taxonomy places the organism in Eukaryota, Fungi, Basidiomycota, Agaricomycetes, Corticiales, Punctulariaceae. Bases 1 to 591 code for a protein of 196 amino acids. The transcript has 4 exons.
AUGGCACCUGUCGUUUAUCUCGUCUCCGGAGCUAACCGCGGCAUUGGUUUGGGUAUCAUCGCCGCUCUGGUGGCUCGCGACGACGUCGCGGUCUUCGCCGGCGUGCGCGACCUAUCAUCCGCGGACGCGCUCAAAGAUCUGGGAGCACAACAUCCCGGGAAACUGCACGUCGUGCAGCUCGUUUCUGCCGACAAGGCGAACAACGAGCGCGCCAUUGGUGAGAUCAAGGACCAAGUCGGACGCGCCUCGAUGCGACGGCGCGCAGGUAUCCUGACUUGGGCCGAUCCGAGCGCCGAAGCGCCCGCUUCUGAAGUUUCGCGUCAUUUCGAAGUCAACUCGAUCGGACCUCUGGUGCUAUUCCAGACGGCCUUUCCCCUCCUGAAAGCUAGCACCGCGGAUCCCAAGUUCGCCAUCAUAUCCUCCAUAGCGGGGAGCAUCGCGAGGGGAACCGAGGUCCCCUUAGGUUUCCUCCCGUACGGAAUGUCGAAGGCCGCCGUCAACUACCUCUCGAAGAGAUUACACGUCGAGUACGCCAGCGACGGGCUAGGCGAGUGGCCAGCCGUCCGGUCUUCGCACCAAAGGUUGACGUAA